Molecule: messenger RNA, 2124 nt
Organism: Phasianus colchicus (ring-necked pheasant)
Lineage: Eukaryota; Metazoa; Chordata; Aves; Galliformes; Phasianidae
Gene: RNF126
Product: ring finger protein 126
Biological process (GO): protein ubiquitination
Cellular component (GO): cytoplasm
Molecular function (GO): ubiquitin protein ligase activity
Source: RefSeq, a predicted model, not a curated record
UCGCCGGGCGGGGCGGGGCGGCGCGGGGGGGGUGGGAAGAUGGCGGAGGCUUCCCCGCAGCCGGGCCGCUUCUUCUGCCACUGCUGUUCGGCCGAGAUCGCUCCCCGCCUGCCCGACUACAUUUGCCCACGGUGUGAAUCUGGUUUUAUUGAAGAACUUCCUGAAGAGCCAAGGAACACCGAGAAUGAAACUAGCUCCUCUGCAUCAACCAGUGAUCAGAAUAGGCAUCCUUUUGAGAACGUGGAUCAGCACUUGUUCACUUUGCCUCAGGGCUAUGGCCAGUUUGCCUUUGGGAUUUUCGAUGAUGGCUUUGAGAUUCCAUUUGGGUCCAAUGUGCAGUCAGAAGACAACAGAGAUUCUGAGAACAGGAGGGAAAGAGAGCAUCAGUCCCGGCACCGGUACGGUGCGAGGCAGCCCCGGGCUCGUCUCGCCACGCGGCGUGCUGCUGGCAGGCACGAGGGUGUUCCCACUUUGGAAGGAAUCAUUCAGCAGCUGGUCAAUGGUAUUAUUGCACCUACAACAAUACCAAACUUAGGACUCGGUCCUUGGGGAGUCUUGCAUUCAAAUCCAAUGGACUAUGCCUGGGGUGCUAACGGCCUGGAUGCAAUUAUUACACAGUUACUAAAUCAGUUUGAAAACACUGGACCACCGCCAGCAGACAAAGAAAAGAUCCAGGCCCUCCCCACGGUACAGAUCACACAGGAACACGUAGAUUCUGGGUUAGAGUGCCCUGUGUGUAAAGAAGACUAUACAGUUGGGGAAAAUGUCCGACAGUUACCUUGCAAUCACCUAUUCCAUAACAGCUGUAUAGUCCCUUGGCUGGAGCAGCAUGACACGUGUCCUGUGUGCCGGAAGAGCCUAAGUGGACAAAACACUGCUACAAACCCCCCUGGACUCACAGGGAUGAACUUCUCAUCAUCAUCCUCCUCCUCUUCUUCCAGCUCACCAAGUAACGAAAACUCAUCGAACAACUCAUGAAUCUUAAACCAACCCUCUGUCCCUGGGGCCCUGUCCAUUGUCCUUCUUCCCUCCCCAGCCAACAUAAGCAGCAAAAGGGGCUUCCAGAGCAGAGCAAGGGGAGGGUAGCAAGGGGGAAGCAGCACCCCCAGAAUUCCCUUUUGAGUUCUGAAGACACGGAGACUCUGGAUCCUUCAGAGAUGAGAAGCCUCAAGUUCUGUCAUGGGGAAAGAGCUCUGUCUGUUAAUAAAAUUCAUCCCUUUGCCACGUGGACUUUUAACAAUUGCAGUGAAAGGCUGCAGUGCUCCACAGAUGGGAAACCUAAGGCACUGAGCUAAUGGUUGCAAUUCUGAAUGGAAAGGUUGUUUGUAAGGUUUUGAAUUUGAGAUUCCUUUUUUUUUUUUUAUUGCUUUUCCUCCUCCUCCUCCUCCCCUUAGAUACUAUCUCUUCUGCUUUGGAGAUUGAAAUCUUAAAAAUGAAAGCAUAAUGAUACUGCCUCCCUCCCAGGAUCUUCAUCUGGGGAGGGCAAAUAGUUGUCACUGAGCAAAUGAACUCUUGAAACAGACCCCAUUAUCCUUCCCUUCUCCCCCCCAUCUCGAGUCCCAUUUAUUUUUCUUUACAACCUUACCCUUCUGAUACUCAACACUGAAAGGGGGUUUUUAUAAUUUUAAAUUAUUACUGCUGUUUAAAUAAAUGGACGUUUCAGCUCAACGAGACGUUAUGCAUGAUUUGAGGAAAACUACAGGGUAAGGUCUCCAGAGACUGCUGUGCUGAGCAGCCUGGUUUCACCCAAGGGCAGGCUGGGCUUGUCCAAGCCCUCCUGGCAUGCUGAGUGCAGGUAUGCUGGGAGUUCCAGGCUUCAACGUGGCCAACACCCCUCUGUGCAUUGUCAGCCCGUGGGUUGUUGAGGGGCUGGCUGCAAGAUUGCAUCUGAAAAGCAUACUUGCCUGGUCCUUUUUGUAUUUUUUACAUCUCCCUGUUGCAGUUCUGAACAGACUUUUCCACUGUUAACAUCAGGACUGGGCGUGCGUCAGUGCAAGGACCAGCCACAUCUCAUUGUGAUCAAAUAAUAUACAGGAAAAACAAGAUUUUGGAGAGAAAAGAAAAAUAAAAUAUGUAUUUCAAAGUUACUUAAAAUACAGCUGAUUAAAAAAGGAGAGAGAGACA